AUGGCGCAGUACCAAGAGGGACAAUGGCCGAUGACUGAACCUCGUGACGAAGUUGCUGCAGACGUUACGAAGUUCAUCGGACGAUCCAACUUUGUUUCUCCAACAAAGCGUGGAGAGACGGUCUCAAGCAUUACAAAUGAACAAAGGGAGAUCUUCCUACCAACUGGAACGCACCCUACAAUAUUCGAAUAUGUGAAGCAGUUUGAAACACAAGCGGAUAGAAGCGAUCGUGCUCAACCGACGGACGUGAUUGAAGGUACCACAUCUAACAUUGCCCAGGAGCAGGAUAUGCUAUCAUCACGUGUAUCCGGCCUGCCCAGGAAUAUACAAUAUCCUGAGUCAGCCUCACUUACAGUUCUACAUCGGGAUGCAGUCAAUACAAGUGAAUUGGAGCCGUCAGGCCAAGCCGGUUUUGUGGCUCAGGCGUCUGAAUCGAUUAUUUGGCCUUCAAACAGCCUUUAUGGUGAUUCGUCAUCCGAAUUGACCAACUUACAGGGUUACGCUGGUAGUGGUAUACCGCAACCUCUUGUGCAUGAUGAUCUAUAUCCAGCACAAGGAACAGACCCGUUCCAACUAAGUGAGCAGAUAUCACAGGACCAGGUAUGGGAAGAGCUCCUGUCCGUGCUCAUUCCUUAG
This is a messenger RNA of Acaulospora colombiana, 636 nucleotides long. NCBI's taxonomy places the organism in Eukaryota, Fungi, Glomeromycota, Glomeromycetes, Diversisporales, Acaulosporaceae. The record is from the annotation of a GenBank genome assembly.